Cylicostephanus goldi is the source of this 356-nucleotide messenger RNA. Lineage: Eukaryota; Metazoa; Nematoda; Chromadorea; Rhabditida; Strongylidae. The record is from the annotation of a GenBank genome assembly.
AUGAUAGCGUCUGCUCCAACAUGCUCUGAGGAGCUAUUCGAUUGCGAAAAGCCUUCAGAUUUCUGUGAUGACUCCUACGAUAAUCAAGACAGAAUGGAAAAACUUGAGAACUGCGUCAUGCAAGGAGAGACUCGCUUAUCAAGAAAUCGUGGAUGCUACCUAUGUGGUCUGGUUCGCGCUGAAGAUGAAAGUCGUUGGGGUUCCAUGAAUCAUCGGCAGAAUUUGGUGUUUAUGUCGUGUUUGAUCUCAUGCGGGAUUAUCAAAGCCGAAGUAGCUAAAGAAGUAUUCCACCGAAUAGGCUCCGGACGUAAACGACUAUGCAAAUUACAUUACAUACAGGCGGUGAGAUUUUGAAG